AUGUCUGUUACUGCACCCGCUUCAAAUAUUAUCGAUGGUAAAACCAUUUCCAAAUCUAUCCGUGAGGAAAUCAAAAAUGAAAUCAAAACUUUACAAGAAAAACACCCAAACUUCGUUCCAUGUUUAGCAAUUAUUCAAGUGGGCAAAAGAUCAGAUUCUAACACCUAUGUUCGUAUGAAGUUAAAGGCUGCCAAGGAAGCUGGCAUCGAUUGUCUAUUCAUUCAUUUGGCAGAAGAUGUCCCACAACACGAAAUUAUUUCCAAAAUUGAUGAUUUAAACAACGAUCCAAAGGUUCAUGGUAUUAUUGUUCAACUACCACUACCAUCUACUAUCGACGAAGAUGCUGUAACUUCCAAAGUCAUUGCCUCUAAAGAUGUUGACGGUUUCGGUCCAUACAAUAUCGGUGAAUUAAAUAAAAGACACGGUAAACCAUAUUUUUUGCCUUGCACUCCCAAGGGUAUUAUAGAAUUAUUGGACAGAUCCAAUGUUACUAUUGAUGGGGCCCGUGCCGUGGUUAUCGGUAGAAGUGAUAUUGUUGGCAGUCCAGUUGCUCAAUUGUUAAACUUGAGAAACGCCACGGUUACCAUUCUACAUUCUAGAUCCAAAGAUAUUCAUACUUACUUGGCCGAUGCUGAUAUUGUUGUUGUUGCUAUCGGACAGCCGCAAUUGGUAAAAGGUGCAUGGUUUUCUGAGGUCAACAAAAACACAGUGGUUAUUGAUGUUGGUACCAACUACAUUGAAGACAGUACUAAGAAGAGCGGUGUUAGGUGCGUGGGUGAUGUUGAGUUUGAUAAAGUCGCGCCACUAGUUAAAUUAAUUACUCCGGUUCCAGGUGGUGUUGGUCCAAUGACUGUUGCCAUGUUAAUGGAAAACACUCUAUUGGCUGCUAAACGCUCCUUGAAUGGCGAUUCUUCUCCCAAAUUUGAGCCUUUACCAUUGAAACUAGUUAAGCCUGUCCCAAGUGAUUUUGAAAUAUCCAGAAACCAAAAGCCCAAGGAAAUCACCCAGGUUGCGUAUGAAUGUGGCAUUUUGCCAAAUGAAUUAGAACCAUAUGGCUCAACAAAGGCCAAAGUUAAAUUGGAUAUUUUGGAUCGUUUGAAAAACCGUGUAAAUGGUAAAUAUAUUCUAGUUGCUGGUAUUACCCCUACUCCACUAGGUGAGGGUAAAUCUACCACAACAGUUGGUUUAACCCAAGCUUUAGGUGCCCAUUUAAACAAGAAGGUUUUCGCAAACGUGCGCCAACCUUCAAUGGGUCCUACUUUUGGUAUUAAAGGUGGUGCCGCUGGUGGUGGGUUUUCCCAAGUAAUUCCUAUGGAUGAAUUUAACCUGCAUGUUACUGGUGAUAUCCACGCAAUUUCUAUGGCUGAUAAUCUAUUAGCUGCUGCUAUUGAUACUAGAAUGUUCCACGAGUCUACCCAAAAGGACGGACCCUUGUACAGGAGAUUGGUCCCAGCAAAAAAGGGUAUUAGAAAGUUUACUCCAACUAUGUUGAAAAGAUUAGAAAAAUUGGGAAUCAAUAAAACCGACCCAAAUGCUUUGACCCCUGAAGAAAUCACCAGGUUUGCUCGUUUAGAUAUCGAUCCUGAAACUAUUACCUGGAGAAGAGUUGUUGAUUGUAACGACAGAAUGCUUAGAGGUAUCACCAUUGGUGAGGCACCAACUGAACGUGGGUUCACAAGGAAAACUGGCUUUGACAUCAGUGUUGCUUCCGAAUGUAUGGCCAUUUUGGCACUAUCAAACUCCUUGAAAGAUAUGAGGGAAAGAUUGGGUAAAAUUGUUGUUGCUUCCUCUAAAGCUGGUGUUCCGAUCACUUGUGAAGAUAUUGGAUGUGCGGGUGCCAUGACUGCCCUAUUAAAGGAUGCUAUUAAACCAAAUAUCAUGCAAACAUUGGAAGGCACUCCUGUUUUUGUUCAUGCUGGUCCAUUUGCUAAUAUAUCCAUCGGUGCCAACUCUGUUUUGAGUGACAAAAUUGCAUUGAAAUUGGCUGGUGUUGAAAAAGGUUCCACACAAGAGGAAAUAAAGAAAAACCAAGGUUAUGUUGUUACUGAGGCUGGUUUCGACUUUACUAUGGGUGGUGAGAGAUUUAUUAACAUUAAAUGUCGUUCCUCUGGUUUAAUUCCGGAUGUCAUUGUUAUUGUUGCCACAGUUAGGGCCUUAAAGGUCCAUGGUGGUGGUCCAGAAGUUAAAGCUGGUGCCCCAUUGCCUGCUGAAUAUAUGACUGAAAACAUUGAAUUGUUGAAGAAGGGAUGUGCCAACUUGGCUAAGCAUAUUUCCAAUGCCCGUACUUACAACUUACCGGUUGUUGUUGCCAUUAAUAAAAUGUCUAGUGACACUGAUUUGGAACAUCAAGUGAUAAAGGAGGCAUCUCUGGAGGCCGGUGCCAUCGAUGCAAUUGUUUCCAACCAUUGGGAAGAAGGUGGUAAAGGUGCUAUUGAUUUGGCCAAGGGUGUUAUUAAAGCUUCGGAAAUCCCACACCCUGAUUUUAAGUUCUUAUACGAGGUUGAGGAUAAAAGUGUUGAGGAUAAGAUUAGUACUAUUGCCAAGGUUAUGUACGGUGCAGGUGAUGUUGAAUUUUUGCCAGAGGCUGAAAAGAAAAUUAAAUUGUAUACCGAACAAGGUUUUGGUAAUUUACCAAUUUGUAUUGCUAAAACACAAUAUUCUUUGUCUCAUGAUGCUAAUUUAAAGGGUGUUCCGACUGGUUUCACAUUUCCUAUUAGAGACGUUAGAGCUUCUAUUGGUGCUGGAUACUUGUAUGCAUUGGCUGCUGAAAUUCAAACUAUCCCAGGUUUGCCUACUCACUGUGGGUUCAUGAAUAUUGAAGUUACUGAUGAUGGUGAAAUUGAAGGUAUGUUUUAG
Molecule: messenger RNA, 2856 nt
Organism: Saccharomycodes ludwigii
Lineage: Eukaryota; Fungi; Ascomycota; Saccharomycetes; Saccharomycodales; Saccharomycodaceae
Product: C-1-tetrahydrofolate synthase
Exons: 1
Coding region: 1-2856 (951 amino acids)
Biological process (GO): tetrahydrofolate interconversion
Cellular component (GO): cytosol
Molecular function (GO): formate-tetrahydrofolate ligase activity; methylenetetrahydrofolate dehydrogenase (NADP+) activity; methenyltetrahydrofolate cyclohydrolase activity
Source: RefSeq, a predicted model, not a curated record